Aphis gossypii (cotton aphid) is the source of this 1541-nucleotide messenger RNA. RefSeq names its product probable RNA-binding protein CG14230. The coding region runs from base 140 to 1465 and encodes 441 amino acids. The transcript has 7 exons. The record is from RefSeq and is a predicted model, not a curated record. Gene Ontology annotation, molecular function: RNA binding. Lineage: Eukaryota; Metazoa; Arthropoda; Insecta; Hemiptera; Aphididae.
AUUAUAAACAAAACCACAUUGUUUUUUCAUCUUAAAAUCAUAGACCUAUACAAUUUUAUAGGUCUAUGUUUAAAAUACAAUAAUAAUUAGUUGUGCCUUUUUUAUCCGUCUAUAAAAGCUUUUUGACAAAACUUUUGCGAUGAACGUGAAAAGCGAUGACCCAGAAUCAACACGCAAAAGAAAUUUACCGGCAUUCCAAGGAAUCGGCUCUGUAAUAAAAACUAAAGAAAAAGUUGUAAAAGGUGUUGUAAAAACACAAGAAGCCGAAGCCAAACGCCAGAAUGCAUUGGAAGAAAAAUGGAAAACAUUACAAAACCAAAAAUUUGCAAUUGCAAAUGCACUUAAGGGAGAAUCAUUGAACAAAAGAAUAAAAUUUGAUGACGAUGGUGAUCAACAAAAAAAUGAUUUGCAAUUAUCCAAACAAAAGAUUUCAUUGUUUGAUGAUGAUGAUGCUAGUGAUCACGAAAAUCAAGGAGAGUUAGUACCCGAUUUCAAACUAAAAUUACGAUUUGAAGGUGAAAAAGGCAAAAAGUUAUUCCAUAUGCAAACAGCUAAAGCUACAGGUGAUGAUCGAUUUGUUAUGGACAAACGAUUUUUUGAAGAACAAGAAACUACUGAAAAAUUAAGUGAUGAUGAGAUAGAAAAACAAAUGAAUAUUUUGGAAGAUGUAAUUGGCCGAUCAAUAACAAAACCUAAUAAGGCCAAAGGAGAUGAAAUAUUUAACAUGGUGAGAUAUGAUCCAACACAAGAAGAACAUAAAAAAUAUGUAAAAGAUAAACCAGAAUUACCAAAACAGAAGCGACCUAAAAAACAAAAAGUAGAACAGAACAAAGUUGUAGCUGAAGCAAUUGUUGAUACAGAUAAAUAUUAUAAAGUUGGUGAUAAACUAAAAGAUGUAUUUAAUUCUCAAAAUCAAUUUAGCUUUACUAGCUUAUUUCAAACAUCUGAUAAAAUUGAUGAUGUUGACAAAAAUGAAUAUCAAUCAGAAAAAAUUACUAAACCUCAAAAAAAAUUUGGUCGCAAUCCAUUUAUUGAUGACUCUAGUGACUCGGAAAAUGAAGAAAACGAUUUGGAAGAUAAGAAUGAAAAUUUUAGUACUGAGACUAAUGAAGUGCCUUCGGGAAAAUUUUUAGGAUCUAGAGGUGUUUGGCGAGAAGUAUUUUUUUUCAAAGUAGAUGAUUCUAGAUUCAAAGAUGCUGAAGAAUUUUAUGAUCCUCAAUUUAAUAAAACCAACUAUUCAGGAAGUCAAGAUCCAAGAUUUAUUAAGAAAAGGGAUUUAUUAAGAGAUUUUUUGAAAAACAAAGAUAAGAGACAUAAACGAGAUGUUGGUAAAAAGAUGUUUAGUAGAAAACUUGGAGGAACCCACAAUGACAAUAAAAAAGAUAAAAGUCAUAAAAAUAAACCUACAAUAAAAACAAAAAAAAAUAAUGAAGGAAAAAAAUUAAAAUCAAGCAAAACAUCUUAGUACUUAAAAACUUCCUUGUUAAUAAAAUUGUUGCAUUAUUAUUUCUAUGAAAAUAAAUUUUUUUAUGACUUUAUUA